UGUUUUGUGCCGUGAAAUAUUAACUGUUUGCUAGAAAUGGAAGGUUCUCUCGGGCCGGACAUUCCAGGGAAUCUAGAGGCGAGCAUGCUGAACGUUAUUGAAGAGGUGGACUCUUGCCUCGAGCGAAUCCUUGUUCGUCGCUCCAGCACAAACUCGGCCAGAAGUCGAAACAGCAGCAACAUGGUGUCGCCAGUACACGAAGCGAAUGCAGAGCAAUCCCGCGAUGGGAUGCAAAGUGAUAAUAGCAGCGACGCUACGAUUGAAUUGGACAUCGAUUAUGCUGCAGGGCAGCUAUCUACAAGCGGAAGCGCCGACGAGGCGGUGUCAGUAGAAGAGCUUAGCAGCCAAUCCGUCACUGUGCCAGAAAAUGGUCCCCUCCCUCGCCAACUACGGUCGGAAGAUUACGCUGCAGGACAGCCGUCUACAAGCGAUAAUGCGACCGGUGACUCAGACGAGGUGGUGUCAGUUGAAGACCUUGGCACUCAAUCUGUGAUCUUGCCGGAAAUUGUACCUCUGCCUCGCCAACUACGGUCGGAAGAAGUGAUCGACCUUUCCGAUAGUCUACCAACGUACUCUAAUCGAUUUCCUACUGCGGAUAUCAUUGAAUUAUCGUCGGAUGAAGAAAGUCCAUCCACCAGCCGCUCUACUGUAGCAGCACAGCCACUGAUGCACAUAACUUACAGCACUUCCACAUCGCGUCCGCCUUCGCAGAGCACAAACAUAGUAAUCGAUUUGCGAACAUCUUCUGUUAGAAAUAGAAAUGCCCCUUUUACUCAAACAUCCAAUUCCGGAACGAUACACACAUUGGAUUCUCCGGGGAACACACGUCCAGUUGUGCGAAGUCGGCUGAAUGGCCGUAUUCGAUUAUGGAAUCCUCCACCUCCAGAUCCUUCAAAAAGUACAAAUCAGCCUCAACCUUCCAGCGUGAAUUCAGACGACACAAAAGUUGCAUGUCCUAUUUGCUAUGAAUCUCUGUUUCAACGUAAGCUGCUAUCCACCAUUUGCGGGCACGUCUUUUGUGAGCUUUGUCUCCGCACUGCUCUGAGGAUGUCAAAAAAAUGUCCCAUCUGCAACCGUAGUAUCACAAGAGCUAAUCAGACGCACCCGCUCUACCUGCCACUUAACGAAUCGUAGUAUCAAAAAAGCCAUUUAUGUGCCAGUUAAGCAUUAAUUUUGUAUGUAUUUAUAUGAACUAUUAUUACACAUCUUAUGAACUUAGUAUGUUAUAAGUAAUGCAACAAUGGAAAAAUGUAUCAAGUUAUCGAAUCUAAUGUAAUCUAAUCUUUUGAAUGUGAUCAAAGACGCUCAAGACUCUAGUAAAGAGUAGACGAAUAAAAUAAUAAACUUGAUGACGU
Anopheles coustani is the source of this 1355-nucleotide messenger RNA. Its product is annotated as E3 ubiquitin-protein ligase RNF126-like. Gene Ontology annotation, biological process: positive regulation of transcription by RNA polymerase II. The record is from RefSeq and is a predicted model, not a curated record. Lineage: Eukaryota; Metazoa; Arthropoda; Insecta; Diptera; Culicidae. The coding region runs from base 37 to 1134 and encodes 365 amino acids. Gene Ontology annotation, molecular function: transcription factor binding. The transcript has a single exon.